CUCCGUGCCGGAGUCCAGACAGUUGGAGAUAGUCGGAGGAUCGUCGGUGGGUUGUUGGACUUUUCUCUAAUGGCUUCUCCUGACUCCGACUCCAAAGCUCUCUUCUCUCUGGACUCGUACCAUGUCUCCGAGGAGCUGGGCUUCAUCCUCAAGGAUCCCCUGGAGGAGCUUCCACCUUACUACCAACCAUGGAUGGAUAUUGCCCGACGGGUCCCAGAGCUCGUGGACUCUCACGAGUUGCGCUUCCAUGUCAAUGAAAUGCCGCUGCUGAGCUGCCAGUUUCUGCAAAAGCACAGGGAGCUACGGCUGGCCCACCUGGCCCUCAGCGUGCUGACCAUGGGCUACGCCUGGCAGGAGGGGGAGAGCAACACAGUCCAGAUGCUGCCACAUAACCUGGCAGUCCCGUUCUGGGAGGUGUCACAGCGCUUAGGACUUCCCCCAAUUCUCACCCAUGCAGAUGCAGUACUAGCUAACUGGAAGAAGAAGGAUCCCCAGGGGCCUUUUGACAUGGAGAACCUGGAGCUGCUGUUCAGGCUUCCGGGUGGAGACAGUGUGAAAGGUUUCUUCAUGGUGACCCUGUUGGUGGAGCUGGCAGCAGUUCCUGCUCUGAGGAACAUUCCCGUUGUGAUUAACGGUGUCAGGUGUGGAGACGCCGAGGCUGCGGCCUCAGCCCUGGACGCCGUCUGCCAGGCUCUGCAGGACAUGACCGACGCCCUCAAACUGAUGCAGGUGUACGUGGAGCCUUCGGUCUUCUACGGCAUCAUGAGGAUCUACCUGUCUGGGUGGAAAGACAACCCCUGCAUGCCGAAGGGUCUGGUGUAUGAGGGGGUGCGGGCCGAGCCGAUGGAGUUUUCGGGGGGCAGCGCUGCACAGAGCAGCCUGCUGCACUGCUUCGAUGAACUCCUGGGAGUCGAACACCAAGCGACAAGUGGUGCCUUCCUGACCCGCAUGAGGGACUACAUGCCGCCCGCCCACCGGCAGCUGAUCCAGGACAUCUCGUCGCAGCCCCCCCUGAAGACCUUCGUCCAGCAGCAGGCGGGCGAGCGGCUGCACCAGGCCUUCCAGCGCUGCGUCACCAAACUGUUGGCCCUGCGCAGCUACCACAUCAACGUCGUCAGCCGCUUCAUCAGCGUCCCCGCUGCCCGCGCACGACAACUUCGACACCAGAGGCGGGAGUUAGAGGCGGAGAUGGUCAGCAGAGCACCCGCGGCGCUGGAGGAGAGGGGCACCGGCGGGUCUGGCAUCAUGACCUUCCUUAAGACUGUGAGGGACCAAACAAAAGACGCUCUGCUGCCCGAGAUGAGCAAAGACACGGAGCCACACAGCUGAUGUGAGCCGUCAUCACACAUCAGGAUACACACACGGCAGAGGGUCGACUACUGUACAGAUAGAUAACUCUUGUUAUGAUUUGAUACUACAAAUACAAUUGAAUUGAAUUAAAUUGUACAUCCCAUAAAAAUGGCAGUAAAUCAACUCUGAUUACUUUUUUAAUACUUUGUGUCAAUUCAUAUAGUUAGCCCAGGUCUUAUUUAAAGGUCCCAUGGCAUGGAAAUGUCCCUUCAUGUGGUUUUUUGUAACAACAAUGUGAGUCCCC
This is a messenger RNA of Etheostoma spectabile (orangethroat darter), 1594 nucleotides long. It is a transcript of the gene ido1, whose product is annotated as indoleamine 2,3-dioxygenase 1. Gene Ontology annotation, molecular function: L-tryptophan 2,3-dioxygenase activity; metal ion binding; heme binding. The record is from RefSeq and is a predicted model, not a curated record. The transcript is spliced from 10 exons. Gene Ontology annotation, biological process: 'de novo' NAD+ biosynthetic process from L-tryptophan. Lineage: Eukaryota; Metazoa; Chordata; Actinopteri; Perciformes; Percidae. Gene Ontology annotation, cellular component: cytoplasm. Bases 70 to 1329 code for a protein of 419 amino acids.